AUGCUUGUUGGCCGUCAAAGUCGACACAAGACGGUCGAGUCGAACCGCGGCGUGCAAGACACAAGACACACCGAGGUUUGUGACGAUGGCCGCUGCGUCGAAGUGUCGCAACAUGCAAUUUCCCAGAAAAGAAGCAAAAAGGGAUGGCAUGGCGGCAGCUCCGCGGGGAGCUGGCCCAGAAUGGGCUCAGCGAACUGCAUGUCUCUGGUGGUCUGGCUGUCCGGUGUGCCUGGAACCGGGAUCGAUCGUGCCAGGAGGCCAGCUGUCAGCGCUCGACGGAGGGAGGGAGGGGGUGGACGCGCGCGGUGCAGCGCAGCGCUGACCGGCCGGCAGGGGGUGCGGAGUGCGUCUCGUGGCGGAAUGUUCUUGUUUGUUUUUGCCUCUGGGCUGCCUAUCCGCGCCGCGUGA
Molecule: messenger RNA, 408 nt
Organism: Purpureocillium lilacinum
Lineage: Eukaryota; Fungi; Ascomycota; Sordariomycetes; Hypocreales; Ophiocordycipitaceae
Source: RefSeq, a predicted model, not a curated record